Molecule: messenger RNA, 4005 nt
Organism: Naegleria fowleri
Lineage: Eukaryota; Heterolobosea; Eutetramitea; Acrasida; Naegleriidae
Exons: 2
Coding region: 1-4005 (1334 amino acids)
Cellular component (GO): mitochondrial membrane
Source: RefSeq, a predicted model, not a curated record
AUGUCCUUUCACAAGAUCCAAUUUCCUUCUUCUUCAUUCUCCACUAUUUUCACACAAUCUCUCCAUCAAACCAUUCCCACACAAGACCACGACCAUGAUUACACUUUCGACCUUUCAUCAUCAUCCUCUUCUUCUUCAUCUUCCUCCUCUAUAUUGAAUCUCGUUGACUUUUACUCUGAUAAAACUCUUCUAUGUACGGGCUGUACUGGUUUCUUAGGAAAAGCCAUGAUUGAGAAAUUCCUCCGAAGUGUUCCGACCAUCAAGAAAAUUUAUGUCUUGAUUCGAGAAAAGAAAGACAAGAAGAAGAAGAGCACCACAAGUCCUCACGAUCGAUUAAUUUCAGAAAUUAUAAAAUCACCCAUUAUGGAUCGAAUGAUUGAGGAACAAUUUCAUGGAAAGAGAGAAUUAUUUGAAGCAUAUGCCCUGUCAAAAGUCGAAGCCAUUGGUGGAGAUGUCACUUUGGAUGGGUUGUUUAGCGAAAAUUCUGAAAAAAUUGAGAAGGUGAAAAACCAAGUGCAAAUAAUGAUUCAUAGUGCAGCGACGAUUGGAUUCACUGAACGAUUGGAUCAUGCCAUCAAGUUGAAUACUUAUGGUGCCUUAAGAUGUCUUAAUUUUGCGAAACAAUGUACAAAAAUGGAAUGUUUUGCAUACAUUUCCACAGCUUAUACAAACAAUAAUUUAAAAUCUGGAUCGAGAGUAGAUGAGAAAUUCUAUCCUUUCAAACUUCCUGGAAAUGAAGAUGUGGAAAGUUUUUGUGAACGAGUGUGUCAAAUGGAACCUCAAGAAAUUGAAACUUUACAAAAACAAGUCAUGAAGUUUUGCAAUUAUCCGAAUACGUACUGUGUCACAAAACGUAUGGCAGAAGCCAUGAUUGCCAAAUAUAAGGGACAUGUACCUGUUGCAGUGAUUAGACCUUCUAUUGUUGGAGCUGCUUUGAAAGAACCAUUUCCAGGAUGGGUCGAUGUGGUGUCUGGAGGAGGAGCUGUUUAUUUCUUUGUAGGGUUAGGUGUUAUUUCUCUCAUUCCAGGAAAUCCGAGUAUUGUGUCUGAUCAAGUACCUGUUGAUUUUGUGGCGAAUGGAAUGAUUGUCUGUCCGGCAGAUGUGGUCACAAGUAAGAGCAAGUUUAAAAUUUAUCAUAUUGGAACUUCAACCACAAAUCCAGGAAAGUGGCAACACACCGUCGAUGGAGUGUUACGUUAUUGGCAUUCUCAUCAACCAAAGAAGGCCAUUGGCAGAGCAGACUUUUACAUGAUCCCAAAUGAUUUCAUUUAUCAUUCUCAAUUCUAUCUACGCUACACUUGGAUGAUUCAACUGUAUGGACUCUUGUCUACUCUCUUUGGCAUGAAAUUUGCAAAAAAGAUGGUCGAUGGUGUGAAAAAGAUGGCCGAACGACAAGUGAUGCUUUCGAAUACGUUUUAUCAUUUCACCAUGAAUGAAUUCUUUUAUGAUAGUACCAAUCUGUUGAAUGCUUUUCAUCGACUUUCGCAAGAAGAGAAGAAGAUUUUCACAUUGGACAUGACUGAAAUUAAUUGGGAGACUUAUUUUCAACAAUUUUGUUAUGGAUUACAAAAAUAUAUUCUCAAAGAAGAAUUAGACGAUCAAGAGAGAAAGGAAAAUAUACACCAACAAGCAAUUUCAAGAAAUUCGAGUGCCACAAGUGCCACCAUGACCAAUAUGGUCCAAGCUCAUGAAUUUAAUUUCAAUUUCUACAAUGAUUUAGAAUUAAUAUUUUCACAGGCAGGUGGAUAUUUUAAGGAUGGAAUGGUACAGCGAUUCACUCUUGAGGAAAUGAAACGAAUGGUAUUGUAUUCGAGUCGAGUGCAAUUGGAAUUGUCAAGAGAGGCAAAUUCUCGUCAAGUUCCAAUUUCACAGGUGGAGAAGAGAGCUUUGGACAUCAUGGACAAAAUGUUUGCUCAACCAAGUAUUCAUGCCAUUCGACUUUUCAGUUACAUGUUAAGAAAAAUUUGGCGAAGAAUUUACCAAGCCAUUCUGGUCGAUUCUUCCGAAAUGGAAAAAUUGAAACAAUUAUCCGAAAAAUCCUCCGCGGGUACUUUAGUAUUUCUCCCUACCCAUCGUUCCUAUAUUGAUUUCAUCAUCUUAUCCUACCUCUUCUAUUUAUAUGGUUUACCAGUGCCUCACAUUGCAGCCGGUGAAGAUUUUCUGAACAUGUUUCUUGUUCGUGAUUUGUUUAGAUACUCAGGUGCCUUCUUCAUGAGAAGAUCUUUUGGAAAUGACAAUUUGUACAAAUCAAUUUUCUCUGAAUAUGUGCAUCGAUUGUUGAUGGAUGGAAAUCCAAUUGAAUUCUUUGUGGAAGGAACAAGAUCAAGAGCAGGAAAAACAUUGAGACCAAAACUUGGAUUAUUGAAAACAAUUGCAGAUGCAUAUUUGGAAAAUCGUGUUGAAAAUUUAACAUUGGUUCCAAUUCAUAUUGGAUAUGAAAGAGUGAUUGAAAGUGAAUCACAUUCACGUGAAUUAUUGGGUGGAAAUAAGAAGGGUGAAUCAUUGACAAAUUUGGUGAAAGCAAGUUCUGUUUUAUUCAACAAGUAUGGUGAUGUGAAUGUCAAAAUUGCAGAACCAAUUUCAUUGAAAGAUUAUAUUCAAGAAUUGAAAAAUGAUCAUUCUCGUCUUGAAACAAGUUCCACAUUCUCAUCAUCAUCAUCUCAUUCAUCAACAACAAUUUCAUCAUCAUCUCAUUCAUCCACAACAAUUGGAAAAAGUGAAAACAUUGAAAAGGUUGAAAAUAUUCAAAAUUGCAAUCUUUCAUCAUCUUCUUUUGAUCCAUUUUACAAUGAAAAUGACAAGGAAUUUUUAAUCAAACGAUUGGGAUCCAAGAUUGCUUUUGCAUUGAAUGAAUCAGCUGUGAUCAUGCCAACUGCCAUUGUUGGAACUGUUUUAUUGAGUUAUCGAGAUGGAAUCAGUUUGGAUGAAUUGAAAUCAAAAAGUGAAUGGUUGAAAAAUCAAAUUUUGUCAAGAAGUGGAAGAGUUCAUUGGAUUUCACCACAUUCACCAAGCUCCAAAAAGGAUUCUUUUUCAGUCAUUACAAAUUCUCUCAAAUUAUUGAAAGUGGAAAGUAUUUCGAAAGAAAAGAAUUGGAAUUUGCAUUCAUUUUUGGAAGUGAAAUCGAAUGAACAGAAAAUAAUGGAUUUGAGUUUUUAUAGAAAUCAAUUGACACACUUGUUUUUUAAGGAGAGUGUGAUUGGAUGUGCGUUGAUGUCUUUUGGAGAACAGCAUGUAAUUGAGAAGGGUGUGAAAUUGGAGGAAUUAAUUUCCAAAUGUGAAUUUUUAACUAAAUUGCUCUCUUUGGAAUUUAUUUAUAAGGAAAAUCCUGAAGAACCUGAAAGAUAUUUGGAAACGCUGCAAGCAAUGGAAAAGAGGCAAUUAAUUUCAUUGAGAACAACUGACUCUGGUAACGACGAUGACAACAAUUCUUCUCUUCCGAAAAAAGCGUCCGCCACAAUAGUUGCACCAUCUUUACCUUAUUUAGAAAGUUUGAAAUUAAUUUGUUCGUUAUUGUGGCCUAUAAUCGAAGGAUAUUGGGCCGUGGGUAUGUCUUUAUUAUAUGGCAUGCCAUCCACUUCAGUGACCAAAAAACAAGUCAGCACGCAUGAAAGAAUUCAAUGGUGGAUCGAAAAGUUUUAUUUCAACGACAAAAAGAUUCAAUUUUUUGAAGCAUGUUCCAUGGAAACCAUUCGAAAUGCCAUUUCAAUGUUCAACAAGUGUAAUGUCUUGCAGAACACAUCAGUCGUCACAAUUCCUGCUUCAAACAAUGGUUCUCGCCACAACAAGGAAGUCAACAAACGAAAAGGUGAUCAAGUGAAUUCUGAUUCUGAUCACAACAAAGAAUUAAUUUCCUUAAUGCUGCCACCAAACACUCAAGAUCCUAAAUUAAUGGAAUUUGUUGGAGAAAUUGAACAAUUUAGAAAAAUUCAUGCUGUUCGAUCGGACGAGGGUGUUGUUGGUCAAAGCAGUCAUACUGAAACACCAUCACGUCACUCAAGACUGUAA